Molecule: messenger RNA, 913 nt
Organism: Coniophora puteana RWD-64-598 SS2
Lineage: Eukaryota; Fungi; Basidiomycota; Agaricomycetes; Boletales; Coniophoraceae
Exons: 9
Coding region: 1-813 (270 amino acids)
Biological process (GO): fungal-type cell wall polysaccharide metabolic process
Cellular component (GO): fungal-type cell wall
Source: RefSeq, a predicted model, not a curated record
AUGUUCUCUUCUGCUAUUGCUGCUCUCGCCCUCUUCACCGCUGCCGUCCAGGCUGGCAAGCGCGGUCUGACCUGGACCUACUACGACAGCUCUCUUAACCCCGCACUCUUCAAGACCAGCAGCGGCGAAGUCGUAGCUAUCUACGACUACGAGACGUAUGCUCCUCCCUCCACUCACGGCAAUGGUGGCCUUGGUUUCGUUGGCAUGCAGCGCUGCUUGGACUGCGACUCCAGCCCCAUCAACCAGCUUGCUGCUCGCCAAAAGCAGCAAGGAUGGGCCACCGUCUUCACCCUGAACGAGCCUGACAUCAACGGCAUUUCGCCCUCGCAGGCGGCGUCUUGGUACAAGCAAUACGUCAACCCUCUUCCCAUCAAGAAGGCUCUUCCUGCCAUCACGUCCAGCACGGAUGCCGGCAAGGGGUUCGACUGGCUUCACUCCAUGAUCAGUGCUUGCGGUGGCAAGUGCUCCUACGACUACAUCAACCUGCACUGGUACGGAGGCAGCUUCGCUGACUUCAAGUCCCACGUUCAGAAGGCGCACUCGGAGUUCCCCAACUCCAAGAUCGUGAUCACCGAGUUCGCCCUCCAGAACCCCUCCGGCGGCCAGUCUGCUCAGGUGAACUUCUUCAAGCAGGCCUUCAGCUUCCUCGACGGCGCCGACUACGUCCAGCUCUACUUCCCCUUCGUCGCCACUUCCCCUGCUCUCCUCCAGCAGAACGACGCCGCGGCUGUCGGCUACGUCGGCACUGGCUCGUGCUUGUACAACAACGAUGGCUCGCUCUCUGCUGUCGGCAAGCUCAUGAUCGCGAAGUAGAUUGCUCACGUAGACGUUAGUAUAUGAUGUAUACGUUCUGAGAUUGUUGACUUCCAUUCGCUGAGGAAAGGAUUGUUUACACAUAAUGAUUACUCUAUGG